Molecule: messenger RNA, 1270 nt
Organism: Exophiala oligosperma
Lineage: Eukaryota; Fungi; Ascomycota; Eurotiomycetes; Chaetothyriales; Herpotrichiellaceae
Exons: 4
Coding region: 243-962 (239 amino acids)
Molecular function (GO): transmembrane monodehydroascorbate reductase activity
Source: RefSeq, a predicted model, not a curated record
GUCUAGCGGCAUCAUCUCCGCAGUCUCGAGCAAUUGAUGUCGACGAUUUGCAAGGGCCCAAAACGAUGAUCACGAUAAUCUGAUAAUAUACCGACUUGUUCCUUCUCCCUCGUCCUCAUCCUCCUCCUCUUCUCUCACCUCUUCGGCCUCCCACCUCUCCUCGCCUCUUUCACUCCUCCGAGGACUUCGUUCCCGUACUUGUACUCUUCUCUGUUAAAACGACCACAGGAAUCAAACACAAAAUGGCUUCGGCAACCGGAGUUCCAGAGCAGAACCCUGCGUUACAAGAGGAGGAACCUCUCCUCGGACGUCCAGGUGAUGUCACGCAAAGGCCAGGACAAGGGCUACAGUUCAAUCUGGUCACGGGCACCGCAAUCCUCGCUCAAGCAGGCAUAUGGAUUCUCGCCGCCCUCGUGUGGGCCGCCAUCUUCCAAAACGACUUCAUCUUCUUCUCCUACCAUCCUCUGCUGAACUCGGCGGCCACCCUCCUCUUCGUCCAGGGCACACUCGUGCUUCAGCCGACCGCGUCACAGAAAGAUAAGAUGCGUGGAUCAUAUGCACAUUCUGUAUUCAACACGUUGGGUGUAGCAGGUUUGAUCGCUGGAUUGGUGAUUAUCGAAAUGAACAAGGCCUCGCACCCAGAGACCAGAUUCACCAGUAUCCACGGCAAGAUGGGCCUGGUCGCUUACAUUUACAUCUUCAUCCAAUGGCUUUUUGGGUUUGCGCAAUUUUAUACUCCCCAGCUCUUUGGUGGAGUCGACAAUGCAAAGGCAAUGUACAAGUACCACAGAAUAGCAGGAUAUAUCUUGCAAGUCUACAUGUUGGCCGUCAUCGCUGCUGCCACGCAGACCGCUUUCAACAAGAACGCUCUCCAUAUCAAGUUGUGGGCCGUCAUCGUCGCGAGUAUCCUGGUCUUGGCUGGUGUUCUCCCGCGCAUCAAGAAGCAUAAAUUUGGAUUGUAGUCGAGUAGAGGGCCAGGUUUCCGCCACACCAUCCCAUGCAUGUCAUAUGGUUAGUGACACAUGGUUGUCCGUACUCCUGCGAGGAAGAACGUGUUGGAGGAACGAAGCAAAGAUCUUACUUUUCUGUUGGUGCAGUGUUCAUUCAAAGCGUGUUGAUAGUAUGGGUUCACAUGGCGUGGCUAAUGGAGCAGGUUUAGUUUUGUUUGCUGAGGUAUAAUGACACUGUAAACAGGCAUGACCCUCCCAGCAUAUUCUAUCGGUCUCAGCAAGAAUACCCAUUGCUGACGGAGAUACGAAGAGGUAUAAUC